Molecule: messenger RNA, 783 nt
Organism: Funneliformis geosporum
Lineage: Eukaryota; Fungi; Glomeromycota; Glomeromycetes; Glomerales; Glomeraceae
Source: the annotation of a GenBank genome assembly
AUGGACACAGAUUUAAGAAAAUAUCUACUAAAUCAUCAACAACUUACAUGGAAAGAAAAAAUGCAUAUUACUGUUAAUAUUAUCGAAGCACUUUACAAAAUGCAUUGGGAAGAUGCGAUUCAUAGGGAUUUGCAUUCUGGAAACAUAUUAUUUUUACAAAGUCAAGAUUUUUGGUAUAUUAGUGAUCUUGGAUUUUAUGGUCCUGCUGAUAAGCCAUUAAAAUGCAUCUAUGGGAACCUUCCUUAUAUAGCUCCUGAAGUUAUUGCUGGAAAGGAAUAUACAAAAGCAUCCGAUGUUUAUAGUCUUGCAAUGCUUAUGUGGGAAAUUUCCUUUGGAAAAUCACCAUUUAAUGAAUAUGAAAAUGAUUAUGACCUCGCAAUGAACAUAGUAAAUGGAAUGAGACCAAAAAUAACGUCAGGUAUUCCUUUAGAAUAUAAAAACUUGAUGGAACAAUGUUGGAAUGCUGAUCCAUCACAAAGACCCGAUAUUAAUGCAAUUUAUAAUAAUAUAUCUGGAAUGAAUAAAUUAUAUUAUAAAUCAGAUGAAAAAAAAAUUGAUGAUAUUGCUAAUUUAUGUGAUAAAACCUCCAAAAAAAUCGGUCUUUAUAAAGAAUGUGAAAUAUUUGUUAAAGGAAAAAGCGAUUAUAAAUUGACAACUUAUACAUUGUUAUUUAUUCUAACUUUUAAUCAGUUUCUUCGUGGAAUUUCACUGAAAACUAGAGGAAUGGUGAUAAAUGCAAAGCUUAAAAUAGCUGCUGGAAUUAAUUACAACAAAUAUAAGUAG